This is a messenger RNA of Leptopilina boulardi, 3156 nucleotides long. RefSeq lists its product as uncharacterized. The coding region runs from base 2387 to 2830 and encodes 147 amino acids. The record is from RefSeq and is a predicted model, not a curated record. The transcript is spliced from 2 exons. NCBI's taxonomy places the organism in Eukaryota, Metazoa, Arthropoda, Insecta, Hymenoptera, Figitidae.
UUCAUAAAAAUAUCUAAUUAUAGAGUAAGAAGUCGUUUAGCAGAUAUAAAAAAAAAGUUCCAAAUAUGUCGAAACUUUCAAAUGUCCAACGAGAAUUUAUUCAAAUGCAUAUAAAUAAUGCUGGAAAGGCAAAGAAGGGCAGAAGAUUCACUAAAAAUCAAAAAAUUAUAUGUUUGUCAAUUUAUAAAUUGUCAACUAAAGUUUAUAAGUUUCUUGAAUCUAUUUUCAUAUGUCCUUCAAUAAGAUCUUUACGGAGAUUUUCAUGCAAAUUAAAUUUGUACACUGGCAUUAAUGCUAAUUUGAUAGAACAUUUAAAAACCCAAGUAUCCACUAUAAAAACAGAAAGAGAAAAAGCCGCAGCACUGAUGUGGGAUGAAUUUUCAGUUCGACCUUUUGUUUCUUAUGAUUCCAAAAGAGAUUUCAUCCUAGGUUUCGAAGAUUUCGGAACGAAAAGAACAAGCAAAUUUGCUGAUCAUGUACUCGUCUUCAUGUUGCGUUGCUUGAAUACUGGGGCAAAAAAGGCAAUAUCAUAUUAUUUUCCUAACAAUGGAGCUGCAUGGGAGCAGUUGAUAGUUUGUAUCAAAGAAAAUGUUCGGGCCGUAAAAAAGACAGGGUUAAAGUUGAUGUUAACCAUUUGUGAUCAAGGUCCAUCAAACUGUAAAGCCAUCAAUGAGUUGAAGGACCAGUAUAAAGAGAAGUGUAUUAAGAACAAUAUUAAACUUGGUAACCACUUUUGAUUAAAAUUUUUAAUAUAAAUAUAUUAAAAAAUAGAAUAUUUAUAUCAUAAUUACUAUUGUAUAGUGCUUAAGCAGCAAUUCGUGUAUUAACAAAAUAAAUAUUAAUACAAUAAUAAUAAUAAUAAUAAAUAUGUAUUCUUUUAUUUAUUAUUUACCCUCCCAUAACUUAAUAAAAUAGUUAUAUAAUAUAUAUAAUUUUAAAAUUAAUGACUAUGUUAGGAAAUCCAGUGGAGCUAGAAAUUGAAGGGGUAAAGCUCUGUGUAAUGUUCGAUCCGGUCCACCUUGUAAAAAGUAUGCGAAACAAUUCAGUGGUAAAAGAUGUUGAAUUAGAUUAUAGAGAAUCUAAUUCAAAGAGAGGAGUGGAACGAAAAUACGCGUGUUGGGAUCAUAUAGAAAAUGCCUUUGAUAUGGAUCAACAAAGUGAUUCCUUGCACAAAUUUAUGCCUAAAAUUAAGGAAGAACAUGUUCGUCCCAACAAAUUGAAAAAAAUGAAAGUUUCCGUUUGCACUCAAACUCUCAGUGAAACAAUGGCAACGUUUAUUAAUCAUGCUGUAAAUCUUGGGGGUAUUAUAUUAAAUCUAAAAAUAGUUAUUCACUUUAAACUUUUUUUUAUAUAAGUGAAAAAAAUUUUAUUACAGAAACCAUUCAAACGGAGACAGGAAAACUUUCUUUGCCGCAUGAAGCGAAAAAUACUGCCCGAUAUGCACUCUUCAUGGAUCAGGUAUUUGACUCUGUGAAUGGGCAGAGUAUUAAUCCUGACAAACCAUUGCGUGGAGUGCUUCACGAUAAGAGUCCACACAUCGAAUUUUGGAAAACAGCCCGCCUAAAUUUCAAAUCGAUGAGAUUUGUGGAUAAAAAAACAAAAAUUGCACUUCCUGAUCCUCCAUGUUUAAAAGCUUGGCCAGACGUAUUUGAGUGCUUUAAGAUAGUUUGGGAGCGAUGCAAAAGUCUCAAAAUCCCUUUCUUGAAAUUAGGUCUUAUAAAUCAAGACUGCUUGGAAAAUUUGUUUGGAUGCUUCCGUAGUCACAGUCACCGAUUUACGAAACUCAAUUGUACUCAAGUCAGUGGUUCUACAUAAUAAAUUUCACAGUAUCCGGAUAUUCAGGAAUUCUAAGGACACCCUUCAGAUGUCUGAGAGAUUUUAAAAAUUUGGAUAUCUGUGGAUGUCAUGAAAACAUCCUAGGAACAUCCCAAUUUCCUGAUAUCUCUAAGAAGCCCGUUGGAUGUCCGCAGGAAUAUCCGUUGCUGUCAGGAUAUUUUCCUCAUAAAUUCUAUAUUAUCUCGAUUUAAAUAUUAAUACAUAACUUUCCUUUUAAUUCUAUUAAUCAUAUAAUCCUGUAUAUCCUAUAUUUAUUUAAUAAUUAAACUAGGUUGACGGAAUCUUUAAAACAUUUCUUAUCAACAAUGAGACUUCUUCACAUGCCAUAGGGUCAAAUUGUAAAAAAGAUGCUGGAUCAUCACUAUUUUCACUUCUGUCGUUAAUUGAUGAUGAAAAUGGAUCUGAAGAAAUUACGAGAGCAAAAACAUUUUGUGUCGAUGAUGAACCUGAGCAUCCUUCCACAUUUCAGUUAAAAAAAUCACGUUUAAAUUUCCGGACGAAUCGACGUACAGCGGCUAUUUUUGCAAGAAACUUGCUUCUUGACGAUUGCAUGAAAAAAUGUAAAAACUGUCAAUCUGUCUUUUUUACAUUACCAGAAAAAACAGACCUGGAACAUCCACUGAAUUCCAUGAAAACUUCUGCAAUGGAUUACUUUGAACGCGGAUUCAUGCAAGCCACAAACGUGAUCAUGCGAAAAUUGCCUUUGAUGUGUUUCAGAAGAAACGUUCGAGAAACUCUUGUCCAAUUUGUAAAUAGAAGAAUAGAUUUCGAGUGGAUGACGUGUACCGAACACAGAAGGUUUCUAUCAGAAAAGUUUUUGCGGUCAAUUGUUGUAUUUACCAUCAAUCAAUGGUGCUCACAUUUGAAUAAAAUUCUAAGUGGAAGUAUAAUGCGUCAUGGGGGAAGCAUCGUUGAGCAAUAUGCUAGACAGGUGUACUUAAAGAUAAGGAAACAAAAUCAAGGCGUUGAUAAACAAAAGGGAUAUGUAGCAUGAUUCUAUUUCGCAUUUACCGGUUACAUCUGUUUAUUAUCAUACGACAUUUCAAAAUUCAAAAAACAUAGAAGAAAAUUUCAAUUGGAUUUUUAGAUGUUCUCUUCAAUUAUCAGUUUAAUAUGUUGAUGAAUUCUGUAAUAAGAACAGAAAAAAUGGAAAAUUUUAUUUCGGCCCGUAUGAAAAUAACACAAAAUCAACAUAUAAAAAAAAUAUUUUUUAAUUUUAAAGAACAUUUUUUAAAUGUGCUGAAUGUAUUGUUUCAAUUUUAUUAUAAAUUUCUUAUUUGUAAAUAGUUUAAGUGAUCAAAUGUUACGAAAAUGUUGAAU